Peronospora matthiolae is the source of this 831-nucleotide messenger RNA. NCBI's taxonomy places the organism in Eukaryota, Oomycota, Peronosporomycetes, Peronosporales, Peronosporaceae. The record is from the annotation of a GenBank genome assembly.
AUGCAGUCGGAUCGACCCGAGACUUUGAAGAUUGACAUCUCCAAGUAUAGGGGAGUUGAAGAGGACUCCCUCUUGAGAUGUUUUGACGAAUUGAACGACGCCAUAAGGGCGCGUCGCAUCGACGACGGGGAUAUGCAAGUUGCAUAUGCCCAGUCAAAUCUGGCAGGACGUGCCAAGACUUGGGCACUGGGGCUCAAGUUGCACGACCCAUAUGCGUUUGGGUCGUUGGAAGUCUUCAAGUCGCGGCUCAGACAAACGUUUGAGCCACCUAGAGCUGAGUUCAGAGCUCAAACUGAACUCUUGAAGCUCAAGCAAGGUAAGCGUGAUGUGCACGCUUACGCGCAACAUAUACGACAUCUCACGAGUUGUAUAAGUUCCAAUCUGGUGGAUGAACACACGUUGGUUUCGGUGUUCAUGCAGGGUCUUGCGGAUGGUCCCGUCAAGACUCACCUGUUCCGGCUUGAACUAGAUUCACUAGAACAAGCCAUUUCCAUUGCGGAACAGGAAGACUUCAGUCUGAGACAGGCUCGCGCCAGCUCGAUAUCAUAUCGUACACCGAUACGAUAUGACAGCGGAGGUCCAGAGCCGAUGGAACUCUGUUAUGUAGAGAGCGAGAAGGCUCGCUCUACAGACUACAAGAAGUUGCAGAGAUGCAACAGAUGUCAAAAGACAGGACACUACGCUUACGAGUGUAGUGCCCCUCGUCCAGUGUCUCGCAACACUGGGCGUAGUGACCGUCCACCCAUGAGAAAGGGGCAGAGACGCGGGUCCGCUGCUGGUGCAAAGACGCAACAACGGGAUGGACCGUCAAAAAACGGACAGGAUCAGUAG